CAUGUCGGCAUGGGGGUACGAUAUAACGCUGAGAAGAAGAAAAUUGGGAUGUACUAUACGACGCCUCUGUACGAAUUUCGAAUGAAAUGCCAUUUGUGUGAUAAUUACUUUGUAAUAAGAACGGAUCCAAAGAAUUUCGACUAUGAAUUGGUUGAAGGAUGUACACGACAAGAAAAACGUUUUGAACCUUCUGAAAUUGAUCAAGUCGACACGGCUGAUAGCGCUUUCAGCCAUAAACUUGCUGCAGAUGCAAUGUUCAAAACUGAACAUCAAGAGGAUGAUAAAAGCAAAGCUACAAACGAUGAAUCUCGGAUGGAGAAGAUUGAAUGGGUUCAGGAGAGGCUUCGCGACGACUUCGCUGCGAAUCAAGCACUUCGAGCACAGUUCAGGGUAUGA
Strongylus vulgaris is the source of this 396-nucleotide messenger RNA. Lineage: Eukaryota; Metazoa; Nematoda; Chromadorea; Rhabditida; Strongylidae. The record is from the annotation of a GenBank genome assembly.